Messenger RNA from Coregonus sp. 'balchen', 1954 nucleotides. NCBI's taxonomy places the organism in Eukaryota, Metazoa, Chordata, Actinopteri, Salmoniformes, Salmonidae. The record is from the annotation of a GenBank genome assembly.
AUGGAGGCUAGACAGGGCCAUGGCCAGGGCAGCCCAGAGAGCCCUAACCGGGCCGUGGAAUACCUCCUGGAGCUCAACAACAUCAUAGAGAGCCAGCAGAAGCUCCUGGAGACCCAGAGGCACCGUAUCGAUGAGCUGGAGGUCCAGUUAGACCGGCUGGCCCAGGAGAAUAAAGACCUACGCUUGGAUCGCCAGCGACCUUUACCCCCUGAACCACCACCCUGCCCCCCGCCACCACCCGCCACCAAAACCAACACGGCCAUACCCUCCGUACCAGUCCGCCCUGUUCAGACCCAGUCUUCUAAUCGUACCAGUACCAACUCUACAGCCAAACCUGCCCCCACAGCCCCUGCCCCCCCACCCCCGGUGCCUGUACGGGAUCAACACAAACCUCAAACCCCCAAGACCCCACGCCGUACCCCCCACACGCCCCAAACCCCCAAACGUACCCCGGUCACCACCCAGACCCCCCACACGCCCCAAACCCCCAAACGUACCCCGGUCACCACCCAGACACCCCGCACACCGCAGACCCCCAAACGUACCCCGGUCACCACCCAGACCCCCCGCACACCGCAGACCCCCAAACGUACCCCGGUCACCACCCAGACCCCCCGCACACCGCAGACCCCCAAACGUACCCCGGUCACCACCCAGACCCCCCGCACACCGCAGACCCCCAAACGUACCCCCCCGGACACGCGGCUGACGCGGACCAUCUCGACCGGGACGGGGACCAGCUUCGUGGAGAUGGAGAAGGAGAGACUGGACAGGAUGGAGGAAGAGAGGACAGAGAGACUUCGCAGCUCCACCUUGGGGAACCCCACCGGCCAUCACCACGGCCACAGACAGUAAGUCAUUACCUUACCUUUUAGCGUGUGUUACCCUUUUAGACCACAAACUCCGCCGCUAAACAGUUAGCAUGGGGGAGUUUCUCAAUAUGCAUACUACCGCGCGCCGCACUCCCAUGCUCUUGAGCACAUUGUUAUUAUGACAAGAGUGUGGAGAACGCACACGUUUUCACAUUUAAGAAGAACUGCACAGUCCCAAUCCUACUGCAUUACCCUUUGACCUUUUAGAGUAAAUUGCAUCAUCAACAUGUUGGCUGCUCAUCUACGCUGGACUUUGCAGGAUCACGACUACCCUCUGUUAACUAAUGUUAGCUAUAUGUCAAACAUUUUGUAGAUCUGAUUUAGUUUAAUGUUGCAUUAUUGUCAUUAAAGCAAUUGAGACUGUUAAUCAGGUAGUGUUUUGUAUUAUUUAGCUGCAUUUAAAUUUGAUUAACAAAAGUAGCUAGCUAGCUAGCUAACUUUAGUAGUAGCUAAGAUAGCUAUCUUUAGCAAGAGACGACUUGUGUUCACAUUAUAUGCAUUAGCAACAUAUUUAACAUAACGUUAACAUGGAACAUUACUAGCAUAGAUAAUGACACUACUUUUCUACUAGCAAAAGAUAACCUGCUAGUGCAGUAGUUAUAGGUUAUCCCUCGUCGUGAUCCAUGGUUAUUUAGCAAGCUGCUGCCCAAGUUAAAUGGCUAGCUAAGAUAUCCUCCCUCAUCAUAAUCCAUGGCUACAUGGGCUACUACACAGCCUGCAAGGACUCUGUCAACCCUGGGGGAAACAUGCCAAUAUAACCUGGUACCAGCUACACUACGAAUAAACAUCCAGACGAUACACAGACCCGACAGCCAGGAGGAGACCCAUCCGGAGGUGGCCAGCUAGGAGGAUACCCAUCCGGAGGAGGCCAGCUAGGAGGAUACCCAUCCGGAGGAGGCCAGCUAGGAGGAUACCCAUCCGGAGGAGGCCAGCUAGGAGGAUACCCAUCCGGAGGAGGCCAGCUAGGAGGAUACCCAUCCGGAGGAGGCCAGCUAGGAGGAUACCCAUCCGGAGGAGGCCAGCUAGGAGGAUACCCAUCCGGAGGAGGCCAGCUAGGUGGCGGCAGCGGGAGGAAGCAAUGA